AUGGGAAGGGCGAAGAAACCUCAAAAGUUUGCUGUCAUGAAGAAGACGAUAAGCCACAAAGCUAUAAAGCAAUACAAAGAGGAGGUUCUGAAUCCAAACAAGAAGGACCUCACUGAACUUCCGAGAAAUGUUCCGAAUGUUCCUGCAGGGAUGUUCUUCUCUCACAACUCUAGUAUUGGUCCUCCUUACCGAGUUUUGGUUGAUACUAACUUCAUCAACUUCUCAAUCCAGAAUAAGAUUGAUCUUGAGAAGGGAAUGCUGGACUGUUUGUACGCAAAAUGCACCCCUAUUAUCACGGACUGCGUCAUGGCUGAGCUAGAGAAGUUAGGUCAGAAGUAUCGUGUCGCUCUAAGGAUUGCGAAAGAUCCACGCUUUGAAAGACUACCUUGUAUACACAAAGGGACAUAUGCUGAUGACUGUCUCGUUAACAGAGUUACUCAGCAUAAGUGCUUCAUAGUGGGUACUUGUGAUAGAGACUUGAAGCGAAGGAUUCGGAAGAUUCCUGGUGUGCCGAUCAUGUAUGUGACGCAGCGCAAGUACUCAAUAGAGAGGUUGCCUGAAGCAACGAUUGGUGGAGCUCCAAGAUACUGA
Messenger RNA from Microthlaspi erraticum, 591 nucleotides. Lineage: Eukaryota; Viridiplantae; Streptophyta; Magnoliopsida; Brassicales; Brassicaceae. The record is from the annotation of a GenBank genome assembly.